Molecule: messenger RNA, 1184 nt
Organism: Punica granatum (pomegranate)
Lineage: Eukaryota; Viridiplantae; Streptophyta; Magnoliopsida; Myrtales; Lythraceae
Source: RefSeq, a predicted model, not a curated record
AACCCGCGUCAGUCAACAACUCAUUUGGAGUCUUCCUUGCUUUAUAAUUUGUUGUAGCCCUGAAGAGGAGCACGUAACACAGCUAUAGCCCACGAUCAGAAUUUUCGCCUUUGAACAUUCAUCAAAUCCCUUUUCCAUAGAAGCAGUGCCUCAGAAGAUAUCGUAUCUAGAAAUAUGUCGGCUCCCGGGCGAGCGGGGCAUUCGCCGGAGAUGGUAGAGUACUCUGGCGCGAUGAAUCUGGACGAGACGGAACUCACCCUGGGCUUGCCUGGCGGAGAGAGCCGGGGAAAGUCGGGGACGAAGCGGGGGUUUCCCGACACCAUAGAUCUCAGCAUCGGAGCAAAAAGAAGAUCACUGACUGGUGGUGGUGAAGCUGCUAAAGAUCCUGAUAUUGCAGUGGCUGAGAGGCGGGAGGAUGAAGUUUCCGGCACAAUUUCCUCCAAGCCACCGGCAACGAAGACGCAAGUGGUCGGAUGGCCGCCGGUAAGAUCGUUCAGGAAGAAUGUUAUGACUAAAAGUUGCAAGUUCGUGAAGGUUGCGGUUGACGGGGCUCCUUACCUGAGGAAGGUGGAUCUGGAAAUGUAUAGCAGCUAUCAACAACUCCUUGCUGCACUCGAGGGCAUGUUCUCUUGCUUCACGAUCCGGAAGUAUUUGAAAGAGAGGAAGCUCAUGGAUCCAGCAAAUGGAGGAGAGUAUGUGCCGACCUACGAGGACAAGGAUGGAGACUGGAUGCUUGUUGGUGAUGUGCCAUGGAAGAUGUUUGUCGAAUCCUGCAAGCGACUUCGCCUGAUGAAAGGCUCGGAGGCAGUCGGACUAGCUCCGAGGGCUUCGGCUUCUACAUGCACGAGUUCGAGUUCCUGAUCAGAGAAAAUUGCAGGCUUCGGCAUAUACUUUAUUAAGCAGAAUUAUAUUUUGAUGUACAGAGAAAGAGAGAGAGAGGCUGCAGGCUUUUGAUUACUACCAGAUCAUGAGCACAUAUACAUGUUUAGGCUUCUUUGUACCUUUUCUCAAGCUUGUGUUCAAUGAAUUUUUUAACUUAGGUGAAAGUUCUACCACAAAUAAGAGACAGAGGGCAAGAGGGAUCAGAUGAUGAUCCGUCCUUGUCCCUUUGUCUGAAUAUUAAUUAUGCUCUGCAAUGCAAGCAUAUAUAUAUAUAUAUAUAUAGACAUGUUGCAGCUUGGCCA